This is a messenger RNA of Aspergillus saccharolyticus JOP 1030-1, 1942 nucleotides long. RefSeq names its product DNA cytosine methyltransferase. The coding region runs from base 1 to 1737 and encodes 578 amino acids. The record is from RefSeq and is a predicted model, not a curated record. The transcript has 2 exons. Lineage: Eukaryota; Fungi; Ascomycota; Eurotiomycetes; Eurotiales; Aspergillaceae. Gene Ontology annotation, molecular function: methyltransferase activity. Gene Ontology annotation, cellular component: nucleus.
AUGCCUACUCCGCAGGCCUCUCUGCAGGCGGCGGUGCCGGAGGUCAUUGUUAUUGAUGGCUGCUACUCGGAUGCAAGCAGCGUCACCCUUGGAAUCGAGCCUGAUGACUCAGAACGCCGAAUCAUUGAUCUCACCCCGGAUAAAGAGAUCAAUGACGGGGACUACUUGACAGACGAGGCCUAUGAGAGAUGGCUUCAGGGAUUAUACAACGAAGCACAGCAGGCUGUGGCAGUGCAGCCAUCCCGGCCUGCAAGGCCGGAGAAGCGUUGCCUGCCGGAGGUGUACCUCAACGGAAUUGUGUACAAGGCAGGACAGUCGAUGGAGCUCACUGAUGGGACCUUCUUGAGGGUCGAGAAGGUCCUAGCAGAUCGCGAAGCUGAGAUCUGGUUUCGGGGAAGACGCCUCCUGAGAACCCAGCACCACAAAGAGGUUUACAUCCCGAAAUGGACAUUUGAGCUCGUCUGGAUUGCGAUGGAGAAAGUGGAUAUCGCGGUGCACAGAGUCAAGAAGUUUGUCUGCAUACACUUCACAAACUACUGCCACAUCGACCAGGACGACAAGAAGCGCAAACAUCCGUGGGACCUUUUCUGUCGCAUUAAAGAACACCACGGAGGCAAGAAGAAUCCCUCAUCCGUGGAGUACUUGACCUACGAAGAGGCAGACGAAGGAUUCCGCUACGACCCGGCCAUGCUACGUUUGAAUUGGCGCGGCCAGACGAAGCCUUUUGGAGCAUUCGAACGUAGCCCAGUCGUGGACCUGGUUGAUGAUGCGGCUCCUCCACGACACGACCCUGAAAUCCAACAGAUGAAGAGUAGCCGUCAAUAUACCUUUGGUGAUGCAUUUUGCGGUGCUGGUGGGAUGUCAUGCGGGGCGCGUGAGGCUGGUCUACGAAUUGAAUGGGCAUGUGACAAUACCCGGCAUGCCGUGGACAGUUACAGGAGCAACUAUGCUGAUGCACUUGUCUGGCAUUCCGACAUUUACAACUUCCUACAUGUCGAUGAUUCCCCGGUGGUGGAUGUCCUUCAUGCAUCCCCGCCGUGCCAAACCUUCUCGCCAGCGCAUACAAUCGUGUCCAAUAAUGAUGACGCCAACAGUGCAUGCAUCUUCUCGUGUUCGAAUUUGCUGCAGAAGUCGAAGCCCAGAGUCAUUACCAUGGAAGAGACGAGUGGUUUAUUCGAGCGUCACAAAGAUACCUUCAAUCGUUUGAUCCUGGAUUUCAUCGAUAUUGGUUAUGCGGUGCGCUGGGGGGUCUUGAACUGUGUCCAAUACGGGGUGCCUCAGCUUAGACGGAGAUUGGUUAUCAUUGCAUCUGGACCAGGAGAUGCGCUGCCUCCAUUCCCCAAGCCUACUCACGGGCUUCCUGGCUCCGGACUUCCGGGGUUCGUUACUAUUCAUCAGGCUAUAUCAGGGAUCCCGCCUGGCGCAUCUCACCACGAUGUUGCGCGAGCGUUGGCUCGUGGACCGAGCCAGGCGCCCCUCGAUGGCAAUGGACAAAUUGGAACCAUUACCUGCGGUGGGGGUGAAUUGAAUACUCAUCCUGAUGGAAAUCGCACGCUUACGAAUAGGGAGUAUGCCUGCUUGCAGACGUUCCCUGUUCUUUAUCACUUUUGCCCACCGAGAGUAAGACAGCAGAUUGGGAAUGCAGUACCUCCGAAGAUGGCGGAGGCGCUUUACAAAGAGAUUAUAAGGGUACUUCAACAGACCGACGAGAGGGAGUCGAGCAAAAUCUCUGCGUAGCUGAUGCUUUGCCAUGGGACCGGCGGUGCUUUUGCUAGUUUUGUUUCCUGCUUUGGUUAUUCGUUUGAUGCAUACCUUUCGAAAUGGGCUCGAACUGUUAGAUCGGUUUCGAGCUAAGGUCUUUCCUUGGGUGAGUGUCGAUUGCAAGUCGCACGACGCUGGGGUUCGCUCGACGCCUGGUCCCCAAUCAUGUUCUUAUUCUCAG